AUGGUUUACUGCGGCAAGCCCUCCAAGGGGUGCUCAAACUGCCGUGAGCGCAAGAUUCGUUGCGACCAACGAGAACCUGGCUGUGGACAAUGUGAGAAGCGACAGCAGCAAUGUCCAGGAUACAGGAAUUUGGUUGAUCUUAUGUUUCGGGAUGAGAGUUCCCAUGUCAUCAAGAAAGCGACUGCCAAAGCCAGGAAGAAGAAGACCCAGUCGCCAGACAAGACCACUCCUUCACCAACCAGGCCGGUCCCCACGCCGAAGACAUUGACCUGGUCGCCACCUGAGUCCAGUUCAAGCUCCAGCCCGAGGCGGCUACCGGUAACUCCAUUGAUUUCAACCUCAACAGCACAUAAGCGGGAAGUUUCCGUGGUUUCGCAGCUUCAAUGGUCUCCGGUGUUCAAGUUCGAUGAGACAGAUAGACAACUUGUGAAAGAGGAGCCCGAGCUACUCUCGCCGGUGGAUCUCUUCCCUCCCUCGUACUAUCACUUCUCGCCCAGCUACCAGGAACGGGGUGUGAAUUUGUUCAUCACCCGUUACAUUAGUGUGAGCGAGAACUUUUGUCAUCACAAAUAUGACUUCCUGUUCGAUCUCUGGACACCAGGCACCUCAAAUGAGGAGAAUGAUUCAGUUCUGGCAAGUGUGACGGCCGUCGGUCUCGUCGGCGUCGCGCAAAUGACACGAUCCCAGACCGCCCUGGACGCAGCACGGAAGAGCUACGGCAAGGCUCUCCAAUUGACAAAUGCCGCCCUUCGGGACCAAGAUGAGGCGGUAAAAGAUACCACCAUGCUCUCGGUGCUGAUACUGGGCCUUUUCGAGAUGAUCGGCGGAUCAAGUGCCAGGACCACCGAGGCCUGGCAGAAGCACCUCAACGGCGCAGCUGCUCUCGCCAGACUUCGAGGCAUGGGCCAAUUCCGGUCCCGCGCUGGAAUCCGGAUGUUCUUCAUGCUCACUCAAAACACAAUGAUCAAUUGUAUCCAGAAUGAGCUGCCAAUGCCGAAGGACCUGAUCGAUCUGCGCAGUCAGUUAGGUGUGAUGUUCAACUUGAAAGGCAGGGAACCUGGGUUCGAAAUCUGCAACGCUAUGUACAACAUUUUGCAACUGCGGUACGACAUCAAGCAAAAUAUCGUCACUGAUCUAGACGAGAUGCUGGACAAGUUUACCGAGGCGGAGGAUGAUUUCGAAAGGGUGGUCACUCUUUUCCCCGAAGACUGGCAGUAUCGCAAAUACCGCUUGACACAACGUCUCCGGCCGGGCUUCUUCAACAAUGUCUGCCACUCUUACCCAAGCCUACGAGUGUCAACGAUAUGGAACGGGCUCCGGACGUGCCGCAUGCUGAUCAUCGAGACGAUGCUGGAGGAGCUCCGAAAUCGAUUCCUGCGCGUGCCCGUCGCCCAGGUGCCAGGGCGGCACCAAUUUGAAUAUCAGAAGGCGAAGUUCAAGUUGGAGAAAAUUGCACUAGCAAUUCUCGCAAGUGUUCCUCAACAUUUUGGCCUCGUCCCCUUGGACGGAAGCGCUCAGGACACAUUUGCGCCUAUGCCAACCGCUGAGGACGUCUGGCCUCAAAUACCCGAUAGCAGCUGGGGGGCAGAACUUGGCGAAGGUGGCGGCUCCGACCCCAAUGGUUCUGAUGAUGGCGACGACUACUGCCAGAGCCCUUCGCUCAACAAUGCCAUGCAAGUCAAGGAUGUGGAGGCGAGUGCCAAGCGCUUCAUGCUCCUUUCCUCUGUUACGAACGGUCUGGUCUGGCCGCUGUACCUUGUUGGGAUGUCCACGGCAUCGUCGGCCGCGAUGAGGGCCUUCGUAGUCGAGAGACUGCAUGCUAUCCACGACGAAACGGGGUUGGCCCAGGCAAAAGAGCUUGCUUCCGUCGUUGAGAGCCACAAGCAGUCCUCGGAAUCAUCGGGACGGAGGCCUAGGGUCUGCGGCUCGACAAAUCUCGUCAGGUGGGAAAGUCAAUAUGCGAAAGAAAAUCAGCGGACAAGAGUGCUGCCUGUAUAA
Molecule: messenger RNA, 1998 nt
Organism: Diaporthe amygdali
Lineage: Eukaryota; Fungi; Ascomycota; Sordariomycetes; Diaporthales; Diaporthaceae
Exons: 4
Coding region: 1-1998 (665 amino acids)
Biological process (GO): regulation of DNA-templated transcription
Molecular function (GO): DNA-binding transcription factor activity, RNA polymerase II-specific; zinc ion binding
Source: RefSeq, a predicted model, not a curated record